Molecule: messenger RNA, 4538 nt
Organism: Cephus cinctus (wheat stem sawfly)
Lineage: Eukaryota; Metazoa; Arthropoda; Insecta; Hymenoptera; Cephidae
Product: NADP-dependent malic enzyme
Exons: 11
Coding region: 252-2129 (625 amino acids)
Biological process (GO): malate metabolic process; pyruvate metabolic process
Cellular component (GO): mitochondrion
Molecular function (GO): malate dehydrogenase (decarboxylating) (NAD+) activity; malate dehydrogenase (decarboxylating) (NADP+) activity; NAD binding
Source: RefSeq, a predicted model, not a curated record
CUUCGAUUCUUCCCACACGCUGGACCCUACUCUUUGACAAAACUCGUGGAGAGAGAGAGUAGGAUAGUGAGUAGCGUGCCAGUCAGACGGGCUGACAACUACAUAGGUGACAAUCGAGUCUGAAAAGAAGACGGCGGCGUGGUAGCCGAGUAGUCUAAAACUCAGACGAAAAGACGUUAAAUCGCGCAGUCGCGCGCAAAUCCGAUAGUGGGAGGGAGGUUUUCGGUGCGAGCUGGUAGUUCGCGAGCGAGAUGUUCUUUCUACAGAGAUCUAUAUUGCCAUCCUGCAGCAGGAAUGGAGCCGGGACCUGGGCGCGGACGCUACCUCCUUCACAUCCUGCAUUCAAGGACAUUCAGCAAAGGGAGAUUCAUGAAAUAGCCGGUGACGUAGUACCCAUUAAUAUGGUUAAGGGUAUCGGUCAUCUCAGAGAUCCACGACUGAACAAGGGUCUGGCCUUUACGUUACAUGAACGGAUCUCCCUUGGAAUUCAUGGGCUUCAACCACCUAGAUUUAAGACGCAAGAGGAACAGCUGGCUCUCUGCAAAGCAUCCGUCAUGAAAUACACAGAAGAUCUGAACCGAUAUCUCUACCUCGUGGAACUUCAGGAAAGAAACGAACGGUUGUUCUUCCGUCUGCUGAGCGAGAACAUCGAGCAAAUGAUGCCGAUCGUCUACACGCCCACAGUAGGACUUGCCUGUCAGAAGUUCGGUGUCAUCUAUCGAAGGCCGCGUGGUCUCUUUAUUACCAUAUACGACAAGGGCCACAUUUAUGAAAUCCUUAAUAAUUGGCCGGAACAAGCUGUACGUGCCAUCUGUGUGACGGAUGGUGAACGUAUUUUGGGUCUCGGCGAUCUUGGAGCUUGCGGCAUGGGAAUUCCUGUUGGGAAACUGGCCCUUUACACUGCUUUAGCUGGCAUUAAGCCUCAUCAGUGUUUACCAAUUACUAUUGAUGUUGGUACCAACAACGAGACACUCAGGAACGACCCACAUUACAUUGGUUUGAACAAGCCUAGGAGUCAGGGUGCUGAGUACGAUGAGCUUAUCGAUGAGUUCAUGGCUGCCUGUGUCAAGAAAUAUGGGCAGAAUGUUCUUAUCCAAUUCGAAGACUUUGGAAAUCACAAUGCUUUCCGUUUUCUUGAUAAGUAUCGUGACAAAUACUGUACUUUUAAUGAUGAUAUUCAAGGUACUGCUGCUGUCGCUGUAGCAGGUAUCCUUGCUUCUAAGAGAAUCACUAAGAGGAAAAUGUCCGAUAAUAAGUUUGUCUUCUUGGGAGCUGGAGAAGCUGCUAUUGGAAUAGCAGAUCUCUGUGUUAAAGCAUUGGAAGCUGAUGGCUGUACCGAACAACAGGCAAGAGAUAAUAUCUGGAUGAUGGAUAUCGAUGGUCUCCUUGUAAAGAAUCGUCCAGAAGGUCAUUUAGAAGGUCACAAAGUCUGGUACGCAAAGGAUCACAAAGUCAUGAAGAAUCUUAUCGAUGUUGUCAGAGAAAUAAAGCCUACAGUGCUGAUUGGAGCAUCAGCAGCUGCAGGAGCUUUCACACCGGAAGUUCUGAAGGAGAUGGCAAAGAACAACGAAAGACCUUUGAUCUUUGCUUUGAGUAAUCCUACAAGCAAGGCUGAAUGUACUGCCCAACAGGCAUACGAUCACACCGACGGCAGAUGUAUCUUCUCAUCCGGUUCCCCGUUCGGCGACGUUCAUUAUAAUGGAAAAACGUUUAGACCAGGACAAGGAAAUAACGCAUACAUCUUCCCGGGUAUCGCGUUAGGCGUUAUCGGUACCGGUUGCCACCAUAUCACUGAAGAACUCUUCCUGAUAUCAGCCCAGGCUGUUGCAGAUCAUGUUAUGGAUGAAGAUCUUGAUCGCGGUAGUGUGUAUCCGCCACUGAACAUUAUUCGCGAAUGCUCCAUCGACAUCGCCUGCAGAAUCGCCGAUUAUGCUUACAAACAAAAUGGCUUAGCCAGCGAGUAUCCGGAGCCAAAGGACAAAAGGCAGUUUAUCAUGAGCAAAAUGUAUGAUGCUAAUUAUGGCAGUCCACUGCCAAAUCUCUAUGAUUGGCCAGGCGAUUCUGCGAAGCCUCGUGUUCUUCCAGAACAAACCACUUUACGAAUCCGUCAUGAUUUGAAACACCUGUAAUGAAAUUCACCGGCUGGUAAUCCCUUUAGUAUAAUUCUUACACUUAACGAUAGGUGUUUCGCCAUACAAAAUUCAUUGGCAAAUACAGUCGCGAUUGAGAUUCGCGAUCAAUUAGAUAUAAGAAAUUCAUCUCUGACUGUGCUUCUAAUUUAUAUAAAGAUUAUUCGCGGCUCAUAAGUAGCGGGAAUAAUACGUAUUACAGAGUACGAAAUCACCUAUUCAUACGUAGUCGAUGGAUUCGAGCGUUUAGAUAAGAAGAAAGAAAAAGAGUAUAAAAGAAUAAUUUAUAUUUUUCAUAUCUUAUACCAUGUGGCAAAAUUGUUAAAGUGCUUUUAAGUACAAAUUGAUUGCUUCGAUUUUACUUGACACUUGCAAGAGAAUAGGCUAAAGGCUAAUAACAGGAACCGAACCUGUGCAACAGGGAAUAUUUUAUCGUACAAAAUUUUCAUUGUCAAUUAUUUCUCUACGCAUUAACGGAUUUUAUCCGUAAGCGCGAAGUUUGGCCUUCACAGGUAUUUCAAAUUACGACAAUGCUUUGGCGGUGUCUACCAUUUCUACAAGACAUUGCGCUUCCACUGUUCAGGCUAUUCGACAGGGUAGCGAGGCGCCUUCUGACAGGUCUAUACUACACCCAUGGAAUAUCCUAAAUACUAUAUCCUAUCCAACAAAAGUAAACUUAAAACUUCAAAAAUUAAUAUAUCCAGUUGAAACAAUCCUAAACUCCAGAAACAUGGUAUUACAUGCAUGCUUUGUCCCAACCCACGUAAUACUUUACUUUGCAAUAUUUUCUAUAAAUAUUAUUGAUUAUUUUUAUCUGUUUCUUUUCUAUCUUUUUUUUUUAUUAGAAGCCUCUACCAUAAAUAAUGCGUAUAUUUCAAAUGAUCCAUUGAGAAAGAAUUUUUAAUUUGAGGAACACGUAUAAUAUUAAAUUAUUUUAAAGUGUAAACCAAUUUGUGAGUUUUCCUCGAAAAUGAUAUAUCGACAAUCAUUGCUAAAUUAAUAAUGAAAUCCCCGGGUCUUGCAUGCAACAGGGUAAUGUUUGAGAACUCAUUAAGAUAAACCACAUAAUUUAUAUAACUCGUUUGAAAUGUCUAUCGUUUCAAGUGCGAAACAAGUUUGACAAUUUAAUGUUAUGACGGUCUGGCCAAAAAAUCAAUUUUCGAACAAGAUUCUAAAGAAUCUUUCAAAAAUAUAAAAAUCUGUUACACUUCUUCUAUAAACGUGAAGUUUUUAAUUGAAAACAAUUCAAUUAACCGUCUUACAAUUAGUCAGACCGUCAACAAUAACAAUGUUAUAGAGUUAUCACUAACCGUGUUCUUCUCCCAACAGAUUAUUACGUGUUGGCGAUUCUAAAAGACAAGACGACCACUCACGCACACGUUAAUUAGACUAAAUUCGUGGGUUGAAAAUUGCAAUGUUUGGGGAAAAAAGAGAUAAUACGAUUAAGCCACGCGAUAGAAAUAAAUAUCUAGCUACAAUGUAAGUCUUAUCAAGAUCGCGUAUCGAUACUGUACUUAUUUAUUGUUAAUUUAAAGUACUGCCUAUGUAAUUUCAUCCAAAUGAGCUGAAUCGUGCGAGCCUGGUGCUCCGCCUCAUAUAUAUACACACACACACACACACACGUGUUAUAUAAUUUAAUGAUAGUCGUAAUGCUAAAAGAUACGAUUAAUUAAUUUAUUUUCAAAAUCUACAUCCAUCACGUUCUUCAUCCAUUCGCAGGACUGCAUACAGUACGAGUUGCAAUUAAUGAUUGUGCAUAAAGAUCGAGCAUUUACCCUAAAAUGUAUCAUAUUUCGGCAACGUUUAUUAUCAUAUUAUUUAUGAAAGGAAAGUUAUAUAGGGUACGUAGAGAGUUUAAUGUAUUAUUUGGCAUUAUUCCUCGCAAAAUCAUUUUAGGACUUUUAGAAUGACUCGGUAUCUAGAAAAAGAAUGAAUUAUUGUGCCCUGUUCAUAGAAACUACACGAACAGUAUGAACAACGUAUUAUUUUCUAUAAAUGUUAUUUGGUAAAUGCGACGAAGGGUUGGCAGUUUGUCAUUGGAGUAUUGUAACAGCAGUAUUUUUUGUACGUAUUGUCGAAGCGCAUCCCUGUACUGUAGUAAGUAAAGUGAUAUCAAAACACAAACUGUACUGAAAAAUCUAUCAAAUUGUUCCUAUUAUCUAAUCAAAUAAUAAGGAAUAACCGAACACAUCGAAUUGACUUGAAUUUACUGCCAUGUCAGACACGAUGAAAGGUUUCACUUACUUUUUUUCUUUGAAAUGCAGUACAGAUCGAUUGAUCGUGUUAAUAUCGGUACGCCAUAUGAAAGUACGUGGAAUGUCACCGAAUACAGUUCGUUGAUUAGAAAGUUUGUUGCUAAACUUCUAAAUAAAUGUUAUACCGUUCAAAAUGAAUAUUGAACAUAAUUUA